This is a messenger RNA of Gadus chalcogrammus (walleye pollock), 5370 nucleotides long. Its product is annotated as ATP-binding cassette sub-family C member 4-like. Bases 156 to 4133 code for a protein of 1325 amino acids. Gene Ontology annotation, molecular function: ATP hydrolysis activity; chloride channel activity; ATP binding. Gene Ontology annotation, biological process: monoatomic ion transport; transmembrane transport. Lineage: Eukaryota; Metazoa; Chordata; Actinopteri; Gadiformes; Gadidae. The record is from RefSeq and is a predicted model, not a curated record. Gene Ontology annotation, cellular component: plasma membrane. The transcript has 31 exons.
GUUUGAGUGUCUGAUGUACAUACACAGCCCGGCGUCCAGAGCGGACAUGCGGCGGCUCCAAGGGGAGAAGGACUCACGCAUCUCUCGGUGGGCUUUAAUUGGAAGCGUCACCUCCCACACCGCGUACUGAUAUCGGUCCCGAAUGAGUUGCAGCCAUGGAGCAAGUUCAGGUGAAAGAGAUAGAGAAGAUCAACCCAGCGGCGACGGCCAACUGGUUCUCAAAGAUUUUCUUCUGCUGGCUGAACCCCUUGUUUCGUAUCGGUUACAAACGGUCCCUGGAAGAAGAAGACUUGUACAACGUGCUGCCGGAAUUCCGCUCAAAAACACUGGGGUUGACCUUGCAAAGCUACUGGGAUGAAGAGUGCCUGAAGAGUGCCAAAGAGCUGAAGAAACCAAGCUUCUGCAAAGCCGUCAUCCGUUGCUACUGGAAAUCCUAUUCACUGCUUGGCAUCUUCACAUUCAUUGAGGAGGCGACCAAGAUUGUCCAGCCGGUGCUGCUGGGGUACCUGUUGCGCUACUUUGAGACUUAUGACCCCAAUGAUUACUAUGGUCUGGAGCUGGCCUGCUACUACGCCCUCGGAAUGUCCCUGUGCCUCCUUCUGCUGGCGGUGAUGCAUCACAUAUUAUUCUUCAAUACCCAAAAGGCGGGCAUGAAGAUACGGGUGGCCAUGUGUAACAUGAUCUUCAGGAAGGCCUUAUGUCUCAGCAACUCGGCCACAGGGAAAACGACCACGGGUCAGAUUGUCAACCUCCUCUCAAACGACGUCAGCAAGUUUGACGAUCUUACUAUUUUCCUGCACUACCUGUGGUUGGGGCCUAUCCAGGUAGCGGUGGUGGUCGCCGUUCUGUGGGGAGAAAUCGGCCCCUCGUGUUUGGUGGGAAUAGCACUCCUCAUCUUUCUGAUGCCCCUGCAAACCCAGUUUGGGAGGAUGUUCUCAGUUUACAGGAGCAGGACGGCGGUGCUCACCGACCACAGGAUUCGCACCAUGAACGAAGUGGUUACCGGCAUGCGCAUCAUCAAGAUGUACGCCUGGGAGAAGCCCUUCGCGGCCCUUGUUUCAGAGUACAGAACGGAGGAGAUCGUCAACUUGAUGAAGAGCUCCAUGCUGCGAGCCGCAAACAUGGCCACCUUCUUCUCGGCCAGCAAAAUCAUCGUUCUCCUCACCUUCGCUGUGUACGUGAUGCUGGGCAACACCAUCAAGGCCAGCCGCGUGUUCGUCACCGUGUCGCUGUAUGGCGCCAUCCGCCUCACCGUCACGCUCUUCUUCCCAGGUGCCCUCGAGAGGCUCUUUGAGAGUCUCGUGAGCAUUGAACGGAUCCAGACCUUCCUGAAUCUAGAGGAAUUGCCCAAGAACACCAAUGUGUUCUGCCAGCCAAAGGAUGCCUCUGUGAUCAUCCAGGAACUCGUCUGCUACUGGGACAAGAACCAAGACGCACCCUCCCUCCAGAACGUCUCGUUGAGUGUCGGCUCGAGGCAGCUGGUGGCGGUGAUUGGACCUGUGGGCGCCGGAAAGUCCUCCCUGCUGAGUGCCAUCCUGGGAGAGCUGCCCCUUGACAAGGGGGUGGUCAAGGUGAAGGGGCAGCUGACCUACGCCUGCCAACAGCCCUGGGUGUUCCCCGGGACAAUCCGCGGAAACAUCCUGUUCGGCAAAGAGCUAGACCCCGCCAAGUACGAGAAGGUGCUGCGGGCCUGCGCCCUGAAGAGGGACAUGGAGCUGCUGCCAGACGGGGACCUGACUCUGAUCGGGGACCGGGGAGCCACACUCAGUGGGGGGCAGAAGGCUCGCGUCAACCUGGCCAGAGCUGUGUACCAGGAUGCUGACAUCUAUCUCCUUGACGACCCUCUCAGUGCCGUGGAUGGCGAGGUCGGGAGGCACCUGUUUGAAAAGUGUAUCUGUGGUAUUCUGAAGGACAAGCCCAGGAUCCUGGUCACCCAUCAGCUGCAGUACCUGAAAGCCGCAGACCAGAUCCUGGUUCUCAAGGAGGGUAACGUGGUGGCCCAGGGGGGGUAUACAGACCUGCAGAGGUCUGGACUGGACUUCACCUCUCUGCUGAAACACGAGGAGGAAGGGGAGGGGAAGUUGGAGGAGUUGGCACGCAGCCGAACAGUCUCCUGCAACUCCUUGCCCAAUGAAGAAGCAGACCAGCUGCCGGCAGAACAUACCCAAACAGCUGUGGAGGAGGGCCGAUCGCAGGGGACUAUCAGCACGGACAUGUACUGCAAGUACUUGCGUGCUGGAGCGAACAUCUUUGUUCUGGUAGUGCUCUUUGUGGUCAACAUAGUCGCUCAGGUGGCCUACAUCCUUCAGGACUGGUGGUUGUCUGAAUGGUCCGAUAGGCAAGGCAGCCUGACGGCCGACAUAAAUAACAUCACCAACGCCACCGAGGUGUUGGAUAUACCCUUUUACCUGGGAAUAUACGGAGGUCUGACUGCAGCCACGCUACUUUUUGGGCUCGUCAGGUCAAUGCUCUUCUUCAAUGUGCUGGUGAAGAGCACGGAGACCCUGCACAAACGCAUGUUCGACACCAUAUUGCGAGCGCCCGUGCACUUCUUCGAUGUGAACCCCAUAGGCAGGGUUCUGAACCGGUUCUCCAAGGACAUCGGCCAGAUGGACGUGUUGCUACCCAUCACCUUUGUGGACGCCUGCCAGGCACUGUUCUCAAACAUUGCCUUGUACACCUUGAGGUUAUCGGCCCCUUGGUCAUUGAAACCUAUCAUUCUGCAGACGAUCGGUGUGAUUGUGGUUUCGGCGAUGGUCGUUCCCUGGAUCUUAAUCCUGGUCGUACCGCUCCUCAUAAUCUUUUUGUUCUUCCGCCGCUACUUCCUGCAAACCUCCAGGGACAUAAAGCGACUUGAGGGGACCACUCGAAGUCCCGUGUUCUCCCACCUGUCUUCCUCGCUACAGGGCCUGUGGACCAUCAGGGCCUUCAGAGCCGAGCAGCGCUUCCAGAACGUCUUUGACGCCCACCAGGACCUGCACUCAGAGACCUGGUACCUGUUCCUGACCUCUUCCCGUUGGUUCGCCAUGCGCCUGGACCUAUUGUGCGCCGUCUUUGUCAUCAUCCUCAUAUAUGCCUGCGUGCUGCUCCGAGAUAACCUAGGUGCAGGGGAUGUGGGGCUGGCUUUGUCCUACGCAAUCACCCUCAUGGGGAUGUUCCAGUGGGGAGUCCGGCAGUCAGCGGAAGUGGAGAACUUGAUGACAUCAGUGGAGCGAGUGAUGGAGUACACAGAGCUGGAGAGCGAAGCACCAUGGGAAACCGAGAAGCGUCCCCCGCUUGACUGGCCGAGCCAAGGCCUGGUGACCUUCGACGGGGUCAACUUCUCCUACAGCGCAGACGGGCCGGUGGUCCUCCGUAACAUGAAUGCCACGUUCCUACCCAGGGAGAAGGUGGGCGUGGUGGGGAGAACCGGUGCUGGGAAGAGCUCCCUGGUGUCGGCCCUGUUCCGCCUGGCAGAACCCCAGGGGAAGAUCUACGUGGAUGGAAUACUGACCUCUGAGCUCGGCCUCCACGACCUGCGCCAGAAGAUGUCCAUUAUUCCUCAGGAUCCUGUGCUCUUCACUGACACCAUGAGGAAGAACCUGGACCCUUUCAACCAGCACUCUGAUGAAGAGCUCUGGAACUCUCUGCAGGAGGUUCAGCUGAAGUCUCUGGUGGAGGAGCUUCCCGCCAAGAUGGAGACGCUACUGGCCGAGUCGGGCUCCAACUUCAGCGUGGGCCAGAGGCAGCUGGUAUGUCUGGCCAGAGCCAUCCUGAGGAAGAACCGCAUUCUCAUCAUUGAUGAGGCCACGGCCAACGUCGACCCCAGGACGGACGAGCUGAUCCAGAGGACGAUCCGGGAAAAGUUCAGAGAUUGCACGGUGCUCACCAUCGCUCACAGGCUCAACACCAUCAUAGACAGCGACCGCAUCAUGGUGCUCGACGCGGGGGAGAUCCAGGCCUACGACGCGCCCUACACCCUCCUGCAAGACCCAGAGGGCAUCUUCUAUAAGAUGGUGCAGCAGACCGGCCAGCAGGAGGCAGAGGACCUCUUGGCCUCCGCAAAGCAGGCCUACGAGAACAAGAGUCAGCCCAGCAGCAAGCACGGCAGCACCUCCAACGUCAACCUGGUGAUCCACGAGACGCCCAUGUAAAACCACUCAGCCAAUCUCUGCCUUCAUACAAGAGUGGCGGUGCUACACUAUAACAGUGCUUGCGGUAAUGACGGAAGAGUUGGGCUUUGAGAACAUGCAGCUUUUCUAAGCCACAAGUGGAACCAGGAUGUUCUCGGGUAUGGGAGUUAUUUCAAACCAAGUGUUAAUAGACACUGGUGUAAAAAAUGAAACAAAAACCAACUACACAACCUCAAAUUAUUAUUUACCUCAUCAAGGUGUUGUUGUUACGCGAAAUGGCUUCAUAGCUGGCUGCUGCUUUGUUAAGUGCCUUUACCACGUUUCAAGAUCAGUGAAAACUUUACUUUUCACUUAAAUCUUUUCAAGGACAAUUGUGCGUUUUCAGUGCCUUGCUAUGGUUCUGAUCUCAAUCUCAGGUGAGGAAAAUCUUUCAUAAUUUUUGGUUCAGGUUCCUAAAAUAAUCCUGAUGAAUGUAUUAAAUGCUAAGCCAUGUCACGGUCAACUAGAACAAGCUGUACCUACCCAUAAAUUGGGUGUAAAUGCAAGUUUAACAGCACCUCCUGUUGGCCAUGAUGUUGCCUGCAUGUCCUUAGAGUUGGUGAAGCCUGUGUUGUCUUAUUCUAAAAGCCUUUAAGCAAGCACAGCCAAAAAGUGAGAUUUUCCAAGACACAAUUAUCGUCCUACAUGCAUUUCUGCAAUUUGAGUGUCUGUUUGGAUUGUAAUUGUUAUUGUACUUUUAACAAAGAGAUUGAGCGAGAGAAAGUUACCCUUGAAUUCUCAACAAUCUAUCUGUAAAUGUUUUUCAGUAGCAUUUUAUUGUGAUGUUGAGUUUCUUGAGAACUAAAAUCACUAAUAUUUAGUUCUUAUUCUUGCAUCAGGGAAAAAAAAAUAUUCUUAAGUUUAUGUAAAUCGAAGUAUGCUGAGACAAAUGUUGAAUGUAAUUGAGUAAUGCUCUGUUCACAACUGGUUGCAGUGUUGCCUUUCAAAACAUUUAUUUCAAUGGAAGAUGGAUGACUGACAGUAACGGAUCCAUUGGAAAUCGGCGGAUAUGUUUGAAAAUGUCAAUACUAUAUUUGUGGUUGGGACUGAAAUCAACCAUAAAAGUCAUCUAACACAAUUUGUUGCUUGUUUUCCUUUACUAAAUUAUGGAUUUUUACUUCUUGAUGAAUUAAGCCUCAAACCUGGACUAUUAUGACUGUAGCUAUUUAUUUAAGUAUCGGACCUAGAAAGUUUCUGAAGAGAAAAAAGACGUCCAUCU